Lymnaea stagnalis (great pond snail) is the source of this 21352-nucleotide messenger RNA. The record is from the annotation of a GenBank genome assembly. Lineage: Eukaryota; Metazoa; Mollusca; Gastropoda; Lymnaeidae.
CCGGGUCGUACGACGUAAUAGCUUCCGUACAGGUAUAUCUAUCAUGGAAAUUCUCAUUUGUUCAACUUGGUCAUAUUUCUUUAAGGAGUGCAGACGCUGUUUAGAUAAAAAAAAACACUAUCUUUAAUCAACACAUACUAUUUUUUCGACUUAGUAAUAUCGCGUUAAGGAGUGUAGACGCUUCAUAGAGAAACAUCAAUCGUUCAUCAACAGAUAAUAUUUGUUCGACUUGGUAAGUACAUUAUGAUGUCAAAUUUCUUAAAUGUAGUGGAAAAAUAAUUAUAUGCUGGCAACUUUGUAUGAUCAGAAUUAAUCAGAAAUUUUUGUGAGAAAGAAAAAAAAAAUAAAUUAAAAAAAAUUGUUGAUGUUAAGGAAAAUAAAACAGAGAAUAUUUUUAUUUUUUUCAAGGUGGCAACGAAUCCAGGACGAAAAUAAUACGUACAAUUAACUUUGGAAGUUAAUAAUUUAGAAGUGAAAUCGUCAGUGAUAAUUUCAAAAUAUGGCCAACUUCUCUAAGAAAGCCUCUUAUUUGGAAGCCUGGAGAAUAAACAACAAUGCGAUUACUUAAUGCGUAAUACUUUUUUCUUUUCUUCCUUUUUCGCGUGCGCUGUUUUUGAGUUUACUAUUCCUGUUAAUAGAGGAAUGGUGAUACAUGUACAGUCAUAAUGUUGAAACCUUUGAUGUCUCAGCAAUUUUUGUGUUUAAAUUAAAGAAAUGAUUAAUAAUAGACGUUUAAAAAAAAAAGGAAUGUAUAAUGAUCAAUAUUUAAACUGUUUUAAAAUGUAUCGAUUCGAUUAGUAUAAUUUUAAAUGUGUAUCCGUUCGUACAUGUAUGUAUUUUAUUUGAUGUAUUAUUUUUGUCGGAUGCAAAAAAUUAAAUUUAAUAAUUUUUAUAACUAUAGAUUUAACUUUUUGCAUACUGUCUUAAUUUACUACGUAAAUAAUGUUAAUUUAAAAAUAAAUAUAUUCAGUGAAAAUUUAAAAAUGUAUUUGCGUCAAAAAACCUAACAGCAGAGAAUUUCAUCGCUGACUGGCCAUUAGAGAAACACGAAACGUCUUACGGUAACUAAUAGGCUAAGAGAGGAAGGGUGGGCCGUAAGUAGGUGAGAUGUAAAAUGAUACCCUAAUCCUAACGGAUUAGCAAAGAUUAAAAUUCCCUCCACACGAGAACAAUGGAUUAAUUUCGACUGCCACAAAAUGCUGCUGAAUUUUUUUAAAUUUCUAUUUUUUUUUUUCAAUUCCCUUUUAAAAUCAUGACCAUUAAUUUAUUCAUUUAACCAAAUGCCGAUUCUUUACCUCAGGAAAGGUUGUUUUUAUAGAAGAAAGUAAUAACAUAUACAAAAACAAAGAUGGCACUAUGGGCUCCGGUACUUACGGCUGUCUUGGCUCUGAUGGCCCAGAAGACACAAGGUGACUAUACCUUUAGUUUAGAUAGUUUAGCAUUAAAUGGACUUGAAAUAUAUUACGUAAAAUCUUUAUAUUUGUUUUGUUUCAAAGUUUUUAUAUGCAUAUUGAUUAACUUUUUGCUAGUAGCAUAUGUAGCCUUUAUUUCGAAUACCACUUUAAUUUUGAACGGUUCUAUACUGCUCACAAGGAAACUUAAUCAUUCCAUCUCUCCUUCCAUCCAACUAUGAUAUAAAACAAAAUAUUUUACACAAUUCUAUAUAUUAUAUUAAAAUUCAUAAAUUAGAACCAAAAUGAUAUCAAUUUUCUAAAACACCUACAACCUCUUCAAUGAACUCCUAUAAUUUGUAGUUAAUUUUAUAAUGCGUUGUAUUUUCUCCCACAGCUCAAGUCUACGUCAUCGAGGGCUACUUUGUGACGGACUACGAAGCCGUGAUGUCGUGAGUCCACAAUAAGUUACCAUUAGCUACCAUUAGUUACCUUUAGUUGCCAUUAGUUACCAUGGCAUAAAACACUGAAGCUACUAUUAGUUACCGUAAGUUACCAUUAGGUGGGCCAUACCUUCUCCUUAGUUAUCAUAAGUUACCAUUAAGGGCUAUAGGAUUUCUUUGGUUACCAUAAGCUACCAUUAGUAAAAAAAACAUAUUGUUUUUGGUACGUAAAUACUUGCAAGGGAAGAAGGGGGGGGGGCGAGAGCGCUGGCCCCCGAUUCCAUCAUAUUUAGACAGGGCGUCCAGAGUCAGUUAAAAGAUAAAAUGGCACGUGUAUUUACAAAAACAGGGAGGGCAAGAAAAUCAUCUUUUCACUGGUCCGCCUCGGGCGACACUUGUCCUCGUUAGUGUCCUGGUGGGACGAAAGCACUUUUAGUUUCCGUUUUAAAAAACCACAUCAAAACAAACAAUCCCACUAUCAAAACAAACACUGAACACAACACCAGCAAUAAUCCCACUAUUUUUGUUGUUUGUUUUUCUGUUGACGACCCUCUCAUUGAUACCGUGAUUGACUCGGCUACGGUCGUCUAAGCACAGGAUAUUUCAAUUAAUGCACCACCUCCGGUGUCGACAUUGUUAAUGAAACGAAUGUCAUAACAGUUGAAGCAGCUAUGUAGGGAAUGUUUCAUGAGCCUCAGCAGUACUAAUGGACUGGCAUGUUGUUGUAGCAAAGAUGUCACCUUAUCCUGUGUUAAUAGAUUCGUAAAGGAAAUAACGCUAAAAUUUUAACGACAAUGUUUUUUUUGUCCUUUCUUUUCCGGCCAAUUGGUUACUAUCAAAGUAUGGAUACCAAAAAUAUAUGAAUUUUAGUCACUAGAGCAAUAAUCUGGACAAUAAUCUGGACAAUAAUCUGGACAAUAAUCUGGACAAUAAUCUGGACAAUAAUCUGGACAAUAAUCUGGACAAUAAUCUGGACAAUAAUCUGGACAAUAAUCUGGACAAUAAUCUGGACAAUAUGGAGUAUGGAGUUUCAAUGUUUAAAGUUAACAAUCUGACUUCUCGUAGCUAUACACCCCUAUAAUUCCCCAACCAUGCCCUAACAACACCCCCCCCACAUAAGUCCACAACCAUGCCCUAGCAACACCCCCACCCCGACCAUAAAAAACAACAAACAAACCAACAACAAAAGUUAGAAAUGAUCAGACAAUAACUUUCUUUUACUUUGAUAUUUCUUCCUUUUGCCAAUUCUCUAAUAUCUAUUAGUGACCCCCAUCACCUAAAGACCCUGGUUUUCAACCCACUGGUAAGUGACCACAAAGAAGGGUCGCGGAUUGUUUUCUGUCGGGGUCGCCACCACCCGAAGCAGAAAGAAAACUAAAAAACUAAAAAUAUAUAUGUUAAAGACAUUUUCAUUUUUAAUGUGUAUCAAUGAAAUUAUAAUUGAAAUUGAAAUUUGAAAAAAAAAAAUCUAUAUCCAUUUAUUUUCUAUUCGAUGUGUUUGAUUUCACCAUAUUAAUUAAUUUGUGAAUAUGUUUUUGCUUCUUUAAAAUAGAGUCUCGGGUUAAUAGCGUAUAUAAAGUGUUAUAAAAUUUUAUCCCACCUGUAUGGUCUGGAAAAUGAGGCCUUUCUAAUCAUGACAGGAUAAAAGUUGUCACUGUAAUGGCCAGCAGGGGGUUGGCAAUGGAUUGCAGCCCAUUGGCCAGUUGGAUGCUCGUUAAAUCUGGCUGGGAUAUCCACCACGUCGGUUAGAUUUUCCGAAAUUGUUGUUCCGAAAUAAGGAUAGCUUUGCAAAGACUGAAAUUUGACAGAUUUUUUUUUCUUCAUAUAAUUCAAUUCACAGUUUACUUUCUAUGUUUUGCAUACUAUUUUUUACUUGUGCAUACUAUUUUUUACUUGUGCAUACUAUUUUUUACUUUUGCAUACUAUUUCCUGAGCUGAAAACAAGUACAUUUUCAUCGGGAAAAAAAAAUUAAAAUUCAUUAUAUCCGCCCCUAAAAAAUUCUGAGCCGCAAUCAGUAUCGCAUAGGCCCGUGUCUAUUUAGUUGUACGCAUGAACAAUGUUGCCUGCUGAACACUAUUACCAUUUUGUUUCCAGAGUUGAUCGUUAUUGACGCACAAAGGAUACACAUUUUACAUUCUUCUAUUGCACACCUCCAUGAGCAUUUUAAACGACUCCAAUCAUUAGUUAUGAUGGGCGACGUUCAAAUUUAUGUCAAACAGAGUAGCUUUGCCCGUGGUUGCCACCUACUUUUACCUCUUUGGGUUGGUUCCAAAAUCAUGUUUGUUGCUUCUAAACUCGAUUCCAUUACGUUAACUAGGUUGAAUUAAAACAGACCCAGUAUCUUAGUUUUUACAAUAAAAUUUUUCCUUUUACUCUGAAUAAUCUCUUUCCUCUCAAUUCACGGUGACGUCAUUAGAUCCAUGUUUACUCAGCCAAACCAUGACAACAACAAAUGAUAUAAAUGCGGAAAUGAUAUUCAACAACCCCAUAUGCCCUUUUCUCCCCGAAAAUAAAAUGUUUUUUCGUUCGUAAAUAUUCCCAAAAUUGUUUUAACUUAGAGAAUAUUAGCUGAUCAAAGACAUGAAUCGUGUUUGCCUUGAGACUUACGGAAAGCGCACUUUUGCAUUUGCUGGUCCAACAAUUUGGAACGCCCUUCCUGUCGAUCUCAGAAACAACCAGACAUUGGAGUUCUUUAAAACCGAUUUAAAGACACAUCUAUUUCGCAAACACCUUCUGGGAUGAUUGUUAACCUUAUUUUCCAGUUAAUGCAUAAUGGCUGUGUUGCUCCGGGUUGAAAUGGCUAGAAAGACUUUGAGAUUGUAUGCUUGUAAUUAGUUUUUGUAGUGUUGCGUUUGUUUUAAAUGUGGUAAAUUAUAGAUUUGUUUUUUGUUGACUUUGUACCGCGCUUCGAGCCUAUAGAUUUUUUUUUUGUUUUCUUUGUAUAGCGCGUUGAGUCUUUGGGGAUGAAGUGUGUUUUUUAAAUGAACUUUAUUAUUAUUAUUAUAUAUAUAUAUAUAUAUAUAUAUAUAUAUAUAUAUAUAUUUAUAUAAAUCUAUAUUCCUUUAUAACGAUUCAUAUUUUUGAUCAUAUAAAUAUAUUUUCGUUUACAAUUCAUAUUUUCAAUCAGCCUAUAAUAUUCUCUAUGUUAAAACAAAAAAACAAAAAAUUCAUUUCGCGACGAAACAAUUCGUCUACAUUAAUUAGUUCUGAACGACUGCAUUGUGGGAAACACAAGAUUUCCCUUGAACUUGACAUUAUCAGACGUCAUCAGUUCAGCAAUGCCCAGAGGGGUGAUGUAAUGGUUGAAAAAAUGUAAAGCACAGAAGCGCGGUGUUAGGUCAUGCUCCCACGGUCUACUUUAUCCGAAGUCAUUCAUGCAUGAAGCCAGGCUUGAAAGCCUACAAUUACCCUCUACGUAUGGUCUCUCGAGGUCUUAUGAGGUCGAGCUAACUUGACCAGUGAUUGGUGUACCCAUAUCCAAGUUUUCGGACACACAUUCCUUCUCUUCAUCAAACACUGUUUAUCAAUUCACAAAUUAUGUAAUCCUUAUAAUUUUAUAGAGCGACUGACAUAUCUAGUUUCAAAGCUGACAUACAAACUUGGGAGGGGAGGGGCGCACCUUCAAUUUGUUUUUAUGCCACCUGCAGAUAAUUUUUCUUGCAAGUGCGUCGCCGGUCUUAGACCUGCCCCCUGUCCGUACUAACCCUGGUGCUAGACAAUGGAAUUGAAUGGUCACAAACUGAGGCUAGAGUAAGUGGCCUGAGACGUUUUAACAAUAGACCAAGCGGCAGUGGCGACGCUACACCAGGUCCCGCCGGGUCCCAGGACCUGGUAAGAAAACUUGGGACCUGGCAAAUGACCUGGUAAAUUUUAAUUAGUUACUAAUAUUGUAUAUAUGCUCAUUAAGCGUAAACUAAAUUACAUGUAAGAGAAUUUUUUUGGGACCCGCCAAAUUUUUUUAAGACCUGCAAGGGACCCACAAUGUUAAAUUUGAUGGCGUCGCCACUGACCAAGCGUUUCAUUAGAAAAAAAAAAAAAUUGACACUUUAGAUCCAUCUUAACUUUUUUUUUGUUUAACAAAACCCUUUAAAUAUCAAAUCAUUCUUACAAAUGUAAAUUCUUAUGUAGGUACCGACGUCAUCAACAAGUCUUCGAACACAUUUUCAUAAAGCGUUUAUUUUUCAAACGUUAAAAAUGAAAUUAUUUUGAAAACGACCAUUUAUAAAAACGAUUCACUUUGCUUUAUAACAGUAAAAUAUGUUUUACCUUAUCUAUGUGAUUUAAAAUUAGCAUUGAUUGUCUGUCUGUCUAUAUGAUAGUAGGGAAAAUAAUUCACAGUUUUCCUGUGAUAUUUUUUUUUCCGCGACAUUUUUUCGCCGUGACCAUAUUUCCUCGGACAUUUUUCCCCCUGGCAAAACUUGUCACAUUUUUUCACCAGCCAAUAGUGUUAGUCACAUCUCAGAUCAGAAAACGUCACAGGGUUACUAUGUUUAGAACGUCGGACAAAUAUUUCUUUAAAAAUGGAGCUUAUCGUGUGUUUCAGGAUAUCGUUCGGACGGUCCUUGUAUCUAGAGCCAUUGUUACAUGUGCGGACGAUCCUUGUAUCUAGAGCCACUGUUACAUGUGCGGAAGAUCCUUGUAUCUAGAGCCAUUGUUACAUGUGCGGAAGAUCCUUGUAUCUAGAGCCAUUGUUACAUGUGAGGAAGAUCCUUGUAUCUAGAGCCAUUGUUACAUGUGAGGAAGAUCCUUGUAUCUAGAGCCAUUGUUACAUGUGUGGAAGAUCCUUGUAUCUAGAGCCAUUGUUACAUGUGAAGUACGCGCAAUGAAGUCCCAUUUCACAAAAUAGCAGUAAAAAAAAAUUGUGUAAAAUAUUUCGUAAAAUAUAGUUUUAACAAAGUUUUUGACUUAGGUGAAGGGCCUCUUCGCUAACUUAGUUGUACUGAACAGUGUUGACAUUUUGUCCAACCCGAGUGCCCGGAUGAUUACAUCAGUUCUAUUAAUAGAUUCACGCCAUUAAAUAACACGCCCUUAUAAGGGUUUGUCAUUUCUAAGACCGGAAAACGUCACAGGACUCUACGCAAUCUUGCUAUAUUUAGAACGUCGGACAAACAUUUCUUUCAACGAUCAUUUCAUAUCGCUUCAUUGCCUCAAUAGCUCUUGCUCUGUGAAUCCUAACCCAUCUUUUUCAUCUUUCUAAAUCUUUAAGAGUUUUAGGAAAUGGCUAAAAUCCUACACCCUGCAUGUGCGGACGAUGCUUGUAUCUAGAGUCACUGUUAAUUAUGCCUUGCGCGCAACGAGGUCCUUCCACGUUUUGAAGGCCCACGAUCAAUUUAUUGAUCAUUCUGGCUCCUGGUUUGAAUUAAGAGUUUAAGAGUUUUGCCUUCUCUUAGAUGAGUUGCCGCCCAAGGCUAAUGAGUUCACUCCACCCGGAGUGCUUGGGAUGUUAGAUUUGGUGGGGGUUGCGCUCCGGACCACCAGCUAUUUGGAUUGACUCAGUUUGGACCACUCGACCCCCCAGCACACGAAAAUGUCCCAUAUCGCAACAUGCAUAUCGUCGACUACAGCAAUAGCAGUUGAAUAAAAACAUUGUGUAAAAUAUUUCGUCAAUUAUAGUUGUACACAAAUUUUGAUUUAGGUUGUGGGCCUCUUGGCUAACAUGGUAGUGCUGAACAUUUAUUGGCAUUUCGUCCGAUCCGAGUACCCGGGUGAUUACAGCAGUUGUAUUAACAGAUUUCCGCAAUUAAAUAAAAAACCCUGUAGAGACGCAAACACUUGAUGAAUGGCUUUGAUUCUUAUUUAUUCAGUGUACCUGUCACACAGAUUCACUCUGGUUACAUCAUCUCCUUAUAACUCCAUAGUCUAUUCAAAAACACAGGUGCUAUCACUCAGAAACGUCUCAUGACUACGUCCUUAAUCAACUCUCUCUCUUUCUCUCUCUUCCAUAUAUCUUACGCUUUAUAUCCACACACUUGUUCAUUAUUCUAUUCAGAUUAUUUAUUUAUUUAUUUAGGCAUUUUUAUAUAGCGCUUAUCAUAAAGCUCUAAGCGCUUUACAAUUAUUAAAACAUAUAAACUAAUUAAAUACAAAUGAGACACUAGGAUAGUAACUACUAUUCUAUAGAAACAAUGAAAAUGGCUAUAAAAAGAGGACACUUUGACACUUCAGGAUUAAACUGAAACAGAAAAUUAGGUAGGGCAAGGAGGGUGCAUCACAGGUCAUAGGCGGACCUAAACAGAAUACACUCAGGACACAACACAUGGAGGCACCAAACAGUGUGCAUCCUAACACCAGUUAUUCGCAUACCCUUGACACCUCCCACCAACCGUGAUCCGAUUCAAUCCCUUGUUUAAAAACAAAAUCUUAAUGUGAUCAUGCAGUUAACAAGGUCGAGCUAUUGAUGGUUUGGUUGUGUGGCUAUGAACCAGGAAGAUUUCAUUCAUAAUUUAGAUUGGUGGCUAUGAACCAGGUAGACUUUAUUCAUACAUUGGUUGGGUGGCUAUGAUCUAGGUAGGUUAAAUCAUAUAUUGGUUGGGUGGCUAUGAUUUAGGUGUGUUAAUUCAUAAGCUCGUUGAGUGGCUAUAAUUUAGGUAGGUUAAUUCAUUAUUUGGUUGGGUAGCCUUAGUUCAGGUAGGUUAACCCAUAAGCUGCUUAGGUGGCUGUGAACCAGAUAUAUUUUAUUCAUAAGUUACUUUGGUGACUAUGAGAUCCAGGUAUAAAAUAAGUUGCUAGGGUGGCUAUGUACCAGAUAUAUUUUGUUCAUAAGUUACUUUGGUGGCUAUGAACCAGGUAUAAACUAAGUUGCUAGGGUGGCUAUGUACCAGGUAUAUUUUAUUCUUAAGUUGCUUGUUUGGCUAUGAUCCAGGUAUAUUUUAUUCAUAACCUGCCUGGGUGGCUAUGAGACAGAUAGGUAAAUACGUAGGUAGGCCUGGCAGUACAUGAAAUAUUAGUUAUCUUGGGCCACUUUAAAAAAAAAUUACAAGGAAAGAUGAAUUCUAAGAACAUCAAUAAAAAGACAUAUACAAAAAAAAACAAAAAAAAAAACAACAAAAAUACAUGAAAAUAUCAAUGCACAAAUUAUGCGUUUUGAUUCACACCACCACAUUCACACAAUCAAGAAAUAUGAAUACUAUUUUCCACAAAGCUUUUUAAUUUUUCCCCAAUACAUAUCUAUAUUAACAUUUAUUAAAUUAUUAGUAAGAUCACAGACUUUUUUUUUAUUUAAAAAUAAUGCCAUUCUAAAACAGAGGACAUAUAUUUUUCUAAUGAAAUUUUUAUAUUUUCCUUGAUGUAAUAAUAACAAAAAGGUUACAGCACCGCUGGAUGUUCAUAAACUGGAUGUUGUGCGGAGCCAUCCUUUCCAUCUCCGGAUAUAUUCCAUGUCAAGAUCACAACCAUUUUGUUCGAGAGUUCGUAGAUGUUGAUUUAAUAUUGGGGCCUUCGUGAAGCGAAGCAUUAAAUACAUAUUUCCCAACCACUUACCCCCUUUGUAAGUGCGUAAUUAAACAUAGGAUUUAUUUCUCCCCCCCACCCCCUCCCCCCACACACACUUUGACAGCUAAUAGACACAGGGUCACGGAGCCUCUGUAAAUAUGUUGAAUCAGACCCCCCCUCCCGCCUUUAUGGUCGUGUCACGGGCCGUCACGGUCGUGAUAUUUACAAAGCCGCGUUUUGAAUCACGUGGUCUGGUAUUUUAGUUUGUUAUGGGAAUAACCAUGUUUAUUUCAACUACUAAUCUCUCACCUACUUGUCUUCUGUGAUAGUCCUCUUCGAUACUGUAAUGCAGCCUAAAAUAAAAAAAAAAUCAUAUUAUUUUUACCAUGGUUUGUUCGCUGAAGAAGGCUUCUUGCCGACACGUUGGUUGUUUUAUUGCGUCUUUUUUUUUUCUUUUUUCCAUUACUUUUUUUUUCGCUCACUCUCCCUAGACGUGUAUAUAGCCUGUUUCAGAGCUAUUUCUAGAACGGGCUUACACAUUGUAUUCCUCUCUUGAUUGGUCUUGAUUUUUCUACAUAAUUCUAAUAAUACGUACCAUAGAUCUUAUUCAGUUGUAAAGAAGUUCAAGUGGGAUUAUUUUUAAUUUGCCCCACCCAAACGAGCUGUUGAAACUAGGGGUCAGCCAAAGUUCAUUCAAGAGAAAAGAUGACGUAAACACAUCGUCUACAUAACGUCAUACUUAGUGUGUCUGCCACUAGCUUGCGUCUCCAGGUAUCUCAUACUUAGUGUGUCUGCCUCUAGCUUGCGUCUCCAGGUAUCUCAUACUUAGUGUGCCUGCCUCUAGCUUGCGUCUCCAGGUAUCUCAUACUUAGUGUGUCUGCCUCUAGCUUGCGUCUCCAUGCAUCUCAUACUUAGUGUCUCUGCCUCUAGCUUGCGUCUCCAGGUAUCUCAUACUUAGUGUGUGUGCGCCUCUAGCUCGCGUGUCCACGUAUCUCAUACUAAGAGUGUCUGACAGUAGCUCCCGUCUCCAUGUACCUCAUACUUAGUGUGUCUGACACUAGUUCCCGUCACCAUGUACCUCAUACUUAGUGUUUCUGCCACCAGCCCACGUCUCCGUGUAUCCCAUACUUUGUCUGCCUGCCUCUAGCGCGCGUCUCUAUCUACUCUUUGGCCUUCCUCUCCACAGUCGAAUCCAUGCUAGGGAUUGUCUGGUGAUGUUUUACGGUGUCUUACAAAGAGCGUGGCCUAUCCACCUCAAUAAAUUCUAUUUGACGUCUUCACCAGUAAGCUCUGGAGUAAGCCUUUACAGUUUAGAAUCAAACGAGGAUGCGAAUGGGCCGACUUAAAAAUAUAAUUACAGUCGAUAAACAGUGCAACUUAUAAUAAAGGACGCAUAAGAGUUUAUACUAAACUAUUUAUUUUACUAAAUUACUACUAAAUUAUUUCCUCUGUAUUUUCUCUUGUGUUUUUUCUCCGGUGAAUUUUGUGCCUUACAUGCCAAAGAUCAUUCCUCUAUUGGACUUUCCUCUCUCCCACCCUUCCACCUCCCACAGGUAUGUACGUCUCAUCCCAGGGACGGCAUCUUUCGACACAAAGAAAGCCCAGGCGUUGGCCAGCAUGAACAAAGACAUCGACUACAUCCUCACAGAAGUAAGUGUCGGCUUGUCUUUUAUUUCUCACAUUUCGCUUUGUCAGCUGCAGAUAGUAAAGAUUAAAAAUAACUUUUUUAAAAUUUUUAUAUUUGCCUUGCCCAUUAUUUGUAUCAAUUUUCACGUGAUAUUCAAGAGGUUAAAUCAAUGUUUUUAUGAAAUGUUGAAAUUCUGAUGAAAAUCUCCUGUUCUUAUAUUUAAAAAAUAAUUUUCACUACACAGGUCAAUCAGAUACUGAGUACUCUCUCUGCGAAUGGCCUCGUCAUUGAAUUGCGACUUAGAAAACUGGACAUCUUGGUACGUAUGCUUUUAAAUAAAUAACCGUUGGUUUAGAUUUCUAACUUACCAUCUUGGUUACCCGAAGUGAAUGAAAAAUAAAUGAAUCACAAUGCAAACUAAAAAAAAGUAAAUAUAUAUACGAACCUAAAAUUAAUUUAAUAAAUGUGAGUUCUCCAUUAGAAUGGGAAUAAAAGAAAAUACGAAAAUUCAUCGAACAUUCCAUUCCACGCAGUGAAGAACACAGUACACAGUAACUAAAGUGAUAUCUAAUGCCAUUCGGUACACGGUAACUAACAUGAUAUCUAAUGUCAUUCGGUACACAGUAAAUAACAUGAUAUCUAAUGCCAUUCGGUACACAGUAACUAACAUGAUAUCUAAUGCCAUUCGGUACAAAGUAACUAAAAUGAUAUCUAAUGCCAUUCGGUACAAAGUAACUAAAAUGAUAUCUAAUGCCAUUCGUACACAGUAACUAACAUGAUAUCUAAUGCCAUUCGGUACACAGUAACUAACAUGAUAUCUAAUGACAUUCGGUACACAGUAACUAACAUGCGUCAAUUCAUUGGUCUGCAGAACACCAACGUCAUCCCAGGAACUAGUUUGUAUCCAGGGGUUCCCAACGCUGUGGAUUCGGGAACGGCCUUGAAUAGCUUCCAGUCGUGGCUCAAUCAGCAGAAUGCCUACAGCACGUUGAACUACGACCUCGCCAUUCUGUGGACAGGGUAGGUGGUUUCUAAGGGUUUAUAAAUAGGUAUAGCAAUGUCAAACAGGGUGGACAACAACAGGGACCCCCACCUGCCGGCGUUGCAGCCUGGUCCAAGAAACUCAGGCGAAUCUUUUGACUUAAUGUCCAGCACUAGAUGUUUCCGGGGAGGCCAGAGCGGCGAGAGAGUCCACCGUCACGACGAUGUUAUAAGGCACACCCCAGUGGAUGGCUCUUUCGGCUAAUGUCCUCUCUUAGGUUUAAGACCGUAAGCUUAAGCCUACACCAGAAUGUGUGUGUUAAUAGGUGAUGACAAACUAUAACAUGCGCCGACAAGCAAUGUCAGACAGUAAACUACAACUGAAAGGAGCCGACAGACACUGAAGGGGCUGACUGGCAGGCACUAACAGCCCCUAUCAGGCACUGACAGUCACUGACGGGCACCAACAGCCCCUAUCAGGCACUGAAAGUCAUUUACGGGCACUUGCAGCCCCUAACAGGCAAUGACAGUCAUUUACGGGCUCUAACAGCCCCUAUCAGGCACUGACAGUCAUUUGCGGGCACUAACAGCCCCUAACAGGCAAUGACAGUCACUGACGGGCACUAACAGCCCCUAACAGGCAAUGACAGUCACUGACGGGCACUAACAGCCCCUAACAGGCACUGACGGGCACCAACAGCCCCUGACAGGCACUGACGGGCCAUGACGUAAACUGUUUCAUCAUAUCACGGAUGUGAGCGCUUCAUUUGCAUUCCAUAUAAGUAACCUUUUCUUAGCAAUAUCAUAUGCAGACAUAUUUUCGAAGUAUUUGAUAUAAAUCAAAUGAGGACGGAAAAUUGUUUAGAAAAAAACAAGACAAUUAAAUACCCAAUACUUAACAUCCAUAUAACUAUCCAAAAAAACGUAAUUGUUUUUGUUGCUGUAAAGGACAACAAAACAAGCAUACUAAGAAAAGUUAUUGUUGACAUAACAGCUGCUGAUGUGAAACGCUGCGUACAUAUUUUUAGUUGACUGGCUUGAGUUGUCUGUCACGUUGUGAAACGCUGUGACACGCUUUGACACGUUAUCGCGCGUUUUGACAUCUUAUGACACGUUGUGACACGCUGUGACACGUUGACACGGACGAGCCCGUGAAGCUAUUAAUAUAGCACUAUCUGCACGGACACCAGCAUCCAAUGCUAUUCUGAAUAUCCAUAUCAGCCAUCCCAUCAGUUUUAAUUAUAUUGCGAUUUAAAGCCAUUGCUGUUUAGGUUUGUGACACACUUUGAAGGAGAGUCUUCAUGUAGUCAAAUAUUUACCAAACAAAAAAAAACCAAUCGUUUCUUUUUCUAAUGAACUAAAUUUAUGAUUGAAUGUGGUGUCGCUUUACUUCUGAUCCAGGUACGAUCUUUACGGCUCUUCAAGCAUUUUCACUGCUGGUACGUACGUUUGUAUCGUCCUAACCUUUGACCCACAUCGGUCUCAUUUAAAGGGAUUGCAUAAAUACUAAUGACUCUUUAUGUUGUGUUCAAAAGUAAAUACUUAUCGCUUUUUUUUUUUAAAAUGCCAUGAUUACAUGCAGCUGAACAUCACUUCAUUCAGCAAGCAACACAUCCCGAUCACGCCUUUCAUUUAUACGAUAUCCACGGUACUGUCUAAUAAUAAUAAUAAUAAUAAUAAUAAUAAUAAUAAUAAGUGGUCUUAUAUAGCGUGGUACUGUCUACUCUCAUGCCCAAAUAUUCUGACGCAAAGACAAAGGGAACAGAGAAAAAAAAAGACAACGAAAGGGGUGGGGGUAUAUCAAUAUAUAAAUUGAUUAAAAAAAUGUCUUGGAGAGCAAUAUACCGCUCUAAAUCGCGACCAAUAAAUAUGCGCACUUUUCCCUGGAUAAUCAACUAAUGUCUUUUACUCAACAAAACCCAAAAUUGUUCGGCUUGCUAAGUUGUUUAUUACUGGAGGCGCACCAGUAUACAGCAGUUAAAAUAAAACCUGACAAUUCUUAUGGGGAGGGGGGGGGGGUAACAAACCCCCUGCCCUACGGAAUUGACGUCCUUGCUUUACGGCCUUUGAUCAAAUCUAUGAAUAAUCUCAAACACUCAAUCGUUUUUCUCCUCGAUGAAUUCACUCCUCAUAAAACCAAACACAUGACAUUUCGUUUUUUCAUUCUAUUUUUUUUUGGGGUCAUCUUCUCAUUUGACCGACUUACAACACCCUAUUCCAUCCGCCCAUCAGGCUACGCCCACGUCGGAGCGGUGUGUGACAGCAAGAAGUCCACGGGAGUCGUUGAGUUCAACGGGACGUACGGCACGGCGACUGUCACGGCGCAUGAGAUCGCCCACAUGUGAGAAACGAUGGACCGCGUAUACGUUGUGGUUGAUGUGUAUGGUGACGGGACGUGUUUGUUAUAAUGAUGGGUUUGAUGCAAUGAUGUGUUUGAUGCAAUGAUGUGUUUGACGUAAUGAUGUGUUUGAUGCAAUGAUGUGUUUGAUGCAAUGAUGUGUUUGAUGCAUUGAUGUGUUUGAUGUAAUAAUUUUUUUUUGCACACAGCGAUGUGUCUGAUGUAAGGAUGUGCUUGAUGUAAUGAUGUGUUUGGGGUCAGUGAGGUCAAAACUGACUAGGCCUAAAAUGACACAUUGUUUUAGUUUAAAGUUCAUGUGACAAGUCAUUCGUUGCGGUGAAGCAUUGUAUAGAUCUGGGCACUAGAAGCGAUCUGUUGGAAAAAAAAAACAACAACUAACAAACUACAAUAGACAACUGAUAGAGCGCUUGUGUUACACAUUUGGAACAAACGAUUGUAUUAGGGGCCGUCCAUAAAGUAAGUCACCCUGCCUUUGACAAAUGUUCAACCCUUCCCCACUUUUCUUCCCCUGUUACCAUCUGUCACAAAUCUUGGGAACCCAUCCCCUUAAAGUACGCCACACUUAAUAAAAAAAAAAUAAAUAAAAUUAAAGAUUAAGAUUGUUACUACAAAAACACAAUUCACUUUAAAGAAUUAGGCACUACAAAGUGACAUCUUAUUUCAGAAUACACCCAGUACAAGAGAAAGUUAAACAUCACUGAAAAUUUCAGUAUAUAUAUAUAUAUAUAUAUAUAUAUAUAUAUAUAUAUAUAUAUAAAAAACAACAACAAAAAAAACAAACAAAAAAACAACAACACACACACUUUAUACUUUAUGGACGACCCCCAUAAUAAUUUAUAGUUAUUUCCUUACUUGAGUUAGAGCGUUUGGUUACAUCAUAAAUACAACAUCAAUUGCGUCAUCACUUCAAUCCAUGACUUUACAAGUGACAUUUUUGCUUACGGCGUAAAUCUAUGACACUGUUUGCGAGGGGGAAUAUCAUUAAACCGGCUAAUAUAAUCCCUAAUAAAAAACGAAAUUUCUAACUCUCAUCUCCAGACUGGGCGCCGAGCAUGGAGGUGCCGCCUCUAAGCAUGUCAUGACCUCCUACAGCGCCCCCGAUAACGCCAAACGCUGGUUCUUUUCGCAAUGCUCCGCCACUGACAUCAAGGAUUACCUGGCAACUCUCUCGUAAGUUUCUGCAUUUUUUGUUUUAAAAAAAAAACAUCUUUCGAUCACAUAUACACAUACUGUCGAAUACGCAUUCACACAAACAUCCUUAUACGCAAACACACACACAGAGGCAGACAUACGCACCCAAUCGCAAACAUUUUCAUUUUUCAAAUGGGCGAAACAUGCUGCGCAUUUAUGGUUUUACUCAGGGCGUUGUUUUGCGUCCGCGCCCCGGUGGUUGAAAGUCGUUCAAAUUCUACUGCAUUUAUCUGUAAAUUCAAAUUUAGUCCAUGGCGAAAAGAGUCUAUUUUCAUAACAGAACAUACAAAACUCACCAAGUUAGUUUAACAUUGCUCUUUGUCUUUUUUUUUCAAAAUUUUGACACCAACUUCUCUACAACAAGUAACAAUGACGAGUACAACAAUUAACAAUGACGAGUACAACAAUUAACAAUGACGAGUACAACAACUCACGAUGACGAGUAAAACGCACUAACAACGAAGAGUACAACAAAUAACAAUAACAAGCAUGACUAACAAUGGCCAGCUCAACAACUAACAAUGACGAGCACAACAACUAACAUUUACGACUGUUUUCAACAUUUGAAUACUUGAGAUUUCAGCUAUUAAAAAUCCAUUAUCAUUUGAACCAAAAAAAAAAAAAAAAAAACAAAAAAAAACGAAACUCUGUCACUGUUCUAAGAAAAUGAAAUGCUUUUUGUUAGCGUUAGUUCCAGACAAACAUAAGACGGAAAAAAUUUCAUAAAAAAUAAAUAAUUAUUUAAAAAAAAAAAAAAAAAAAAAAAAAAAACAAAAAAAAACGAAACUCUGUCACUGUUCUAAGAAAAUGAAAUGCUUUUUGUUAGCGUUAGUUCCAGACAAACAUAAGACGGAAAAAAUUUCAUGACGUUUGUUACCAUGUUAUAUUUGUUUUUGUUUGUUUUGUGUUCCCUCAGGCCAAACUGUCUGCUGACGACCAGCUCUUCCUCAACCAAACCUUCAACGACUUACGGCUCGUACACGGGCAGCAUGCUGGAUCCCGACGCCAUCUGUCAGAGAUCGCUCAAUACAACAGCAACAUACAUGUGCAGGGUGAGUUCACUGAGAUACGUGGGCAAGGUGAGUUCACUGACAUAAAUGUGCUAGGUGAGUUCACUGACACAUGUGUACAAGGUGAGUUCACUGACAUACAAGCAAAAGGGAGUUCACUGACAUAGAUGUUUUAUGUCUUUAUAUAUAUAAUUUUUAAUUUGGGUAGAUAUAUCCGAAAUAACCCCCCCUGCUCCCCCCACACACACACCAUCCCCCUCACCCUCAAGGAAUCUCAUAUUCGUGAAUGCCUGUACCUCUGCUCUAAACUCAAUCAGAACGAAUCGCUCAUUUAUUCUGCACUCUCCUUCCAAAUUCAUUCUUGUAGAAGCUCGAACAAACUUGUUGCUAUGAGAAUUGCAUCCAGGUUCCAUAACUCUACCUUUACCUUUCACUCUAAGUUAUCUACCUUGUAGUUUAAUACGCGAUCGUAUCAUUCGGGACUGAAAAAAACAACAAACAAACAAGUUAAACAACACACACAAAAAAAACAAACAAACUAAAACAAACAUGAAAGUUAACAACACCAUUCUAAAUUUAAUUAGAGUUUCUAUUUCCCCCAUUGUUUUACUCAGAGCCUACUACAAUUAAGGUUUUGCUUUGUUAAUGGGUAGGCUACUCAACGCAAAGCUCCUAUUCAUUUCUGAAGUCAUGUUGACAUUUUGAGAAGGUAACUUUUUUUUUCUUUCUUAAAAGAUUGAAAUUCUACAGAGAGUGAAGCUAAAACACCCACCUUCCCAUAAAGCCCCAUACAACAUCCAACUUACUCCUUUGGCGUUCAUCUUCGUUUAACUGUUCGAUGAACCGGAAAAAAAGAAAUAAUGAGAAUCUCUUGUCGUUUACAGGCGAAUGAACUUUACAGCAGCUCAACCCCCAGCGGGGACAAGGUGUGCUCGCAGAUUUUUUGUGCCCAACCUGGCACAAGCUACUGCUCGUCCGCCUACGCCUCUGAGGGAAUGGUGUGUGACGCCAGCAAGGUGAGUCACAAAGUUUGGGAAUGGUGAGUGACGCCAGCAAGGUGAGUCACAAAGUUAGGGAAUGGUGAGUGACGCCAGCAAGGUGAGUCACAAAGUUAAGGAAUGGUGUGUGACGCCAGCAAGGUGAGUCACAAAGUUAGGGAAUGGUGAGUGACGCCAGCAAGGUGAGUCACAAAGUUAGGGAAUGGUGUGUGACGCCAGUAAGGUCAGUCACAGGUGAGGGAAUGAUGCGUGACGCCAUCAAGGUAAGUUGCAGGUAAGGGAAUGCUGUGCGAUGCUGACAUCAAGGUAAGUCACAGGUGAAGGAAUGUGUGUGUUAUGCUGUGAAGCCCAGUCAAGUGUGAAGGUAUGAUGACAGUAAGGUAAAGCAAUGGGUGAAGGAAUGGUGUGUGAUUGCAUGAAGUUAAGUCACAGGUGAGGGAAUGAUGUGUGAUGACACCAAGAAAAGUCACAGGUGAGGUCAUUGUGUGUGAUGAAAUCGAGGUAAGCCAUAGGUGAGAGAAUGGUGUGUGACGCCCCCAAGGUAAGUCAUAUGUGAUGUAAUGGUGGGGCAUGAGUCUUAAGAACAAGGUACGUACAUUAAGAUGUGUCAUUAAUCGAACUCUUAACAUUAGUUUGAUUUCUCUUCACAGCGAUGCAAUGAUGGCAAGUGUAUACCUGACACUAGCGCGCCUGCGAAUGUUAACCGUAAGCUCUCAUGUGUUGUAUUGUCUUUUUCUAAACACAUUUUUUUAAAAAUAGUUUUAUUUAAUUUAAAUUGAUCACUAAAAAUUUAAAAUUUGUUUUAAAGUUUUAAAAUUUUAUAUUUUCAUUAAAGACAAAUAAUAAAAAUAAUCAAAAUUAUCAAAACUUUAUUUUGGCUUUAAUUUAACUCUUUUCUUCCAUCACCAAUAAUUUACGCCAGGCCUGCACAACUCAAAAUGUAAGGUGGGCCGUAAUACUUUCUGAAAAACUUGUGCGGGCCAAAAGAAAAUAGAAAUUGACUUGAGCGGGCAAAAAUAAAAUAGGCCAGGGGAAACUCUUUUCUAGAAAAUAAUCAGCAUAAAGAAUAUUUCGUUACCUCGUGGGUCACCAAGUGGGUGCUGGCGGGCCGCAUGCGACCCGCGGGCCGUAUGUUGUGCAGGCCUGACUUACGCGCAUACAAGAGACAAUUUCAUCUUAAAAAAUCUUGUUUUUUAAAGCCAAGUGUCUUUGGGGAGACCAAAAACUUCUGGAACUGUUCAGCCUGGGGUUCACGGGUAACUGCACUACCUUCCUGGCCAAGUACGGGUCUUCCAGCUGCUACAACGACGCCAUCAACCAGAGAUGUUGUGCCUCCUGUAAGCCGUACUACACCGGACGAGUUGGUGAGUACAGUUUUAUUAUGGUGUGCGCUUCAUUCACUUUUUCAUUUUGGUGGUCAUAAUUAUGACACCUUAAAGAGUUUAAGAUUAUAUCGCCCAAUUCAUUAUGGUGGGGCGUAGGGUAAGUGAGGUGACAUGACAUUUAGCGUUGAUGAGUGACAUCUUCAGUGGCUGCGAGAGACAUCUAGGGGCGGAUUGGUGCCCCGGCACCUAAAGGGGGUUAGUGAGUCAGUGAGUUAUUAAGUCAGUGAGUUAUUGAGUCAGUGAGUCACUGAGUUAGUGCGUCAGUCAGUCACUGAGUUAGUUUGUCAGUGAGUUAUUGCGUCAGGGAGUCACUGAGUUAGUGUGUCACUGUGUUAGUGAGUUAGUGAGUUAGUGAAUUAGUGAGUGAGUGAGUUAGUGAGUCAGUGAGCUAGUGAGUCAGUGAGUUAGUGAGUCAGUGUGUUAGUGAGUUAGUGAGUUAGAAAGUGAGUUAGUGAGUCAGUGAGUCAGUGAGUUAGUGAGUCAGUGAGUUAGUGCGUCAGUGAGUCACUGAGUUAGUGUGUCAGUGAGUCAGUGAGUUAGUGGGUCAGUGAGUCACUGAUUUAGUGAGUCACUGUGUUGGUGAGUUAGUGAGUUAGUGAAUUUGUGAGUGAGUGAGUUAGCGAGUCAGUGAGUUAGUGAGUCAGUGAGUUAGUGAAUCGGAGAGUUAGUGAGCUAGUGCGUCAGUGAGCCAGUGAGUCAGUGAGUCUGUGGGUUAGUGAGUUAGUGCGUCAGUGAGUCAGUGGGUUAGUGAGUUAGUCAAAACUCACAACAACGUAAGGUUCAGUUACAUACAUGUCUAGCUGAUGUUAAAGAAACCAUUGGUGAUCUAUAGUAAUUAUAUUGUUGUAUGUUAAGUUAAUAAUUUCACGUGGAAGUAACGCAUUGCAUAAUUAUUAUUUGAACAUUGACAUACACUGACUGAUCAAACUCUGAAUAUUUACACGGGUCCACAUAUUGACUAAAGACAUACUGUUCAAGUCCAGCCAUAGGCCAGUCAAGCAAAAACAUCACCCCGGGUGGAUGAGACUCGUUAACCUUGGUCAGCAACUCAUCUGAGAGAAGGAAACUCUGAAUUCAAACCCGGAGUUGGAGUCCCGUAAGGCACACACAAUGACAAUUCCUGCAACCGAACCCAUCCCUGGUCGUCUUGACGUAGAGUCUUGCCACUGGAUAUGGUGGGCCCGGACGAGAGAGUGAGGUAGACGCCGCGCAACUCUUCUUCACUUUAAACAAAGUCAUCCGCGCAAGUCAUCAGUCACCAGACGACUCGAUGGUCCUCGUCGAUCCUCGACGGACGAACAAUAAUAAUAUACUGUUCAUGUACACGCAUGGACUGAUCAAACCCUGAAUAUGUACACUUGUACACCUAUUGACUAAUGACACACUGUCCACGUACACGCAUUGACUGAUCAAUCUCUAAGUAUGUACAUGUGUACACAAUGGACCCACUGCCCACGUACACACAUUGACUGGUCAAUCUCUGAAUAUGUACACGUGUACACAUAUUGACUAAUGACACACGGCUCAUGUACGCACAUUGACCUCUGAAUGUUCACCAAUCCUCUCAGGCUGUGAGUACGGAGACAAGUCCACCGAUUGCGGCAAGUACGCGAAGUCCGCUGUCUGCCCACAGUACAAGACAUCAAUGUGUUGUAAUUAUUGCUAGUAAGUCAAGUUAUGUUUUGCAAUGUAAGAUGAUACAAAAGUAAAUUGAUACAAAAUGUGGAUGGUACGUAAGUAAAUUGAUACAAAAGGUGGAUGAUAAGUAAGUAAAUUGAUACAAAAGGUGGAUGAUAAACACGUAAAAUGAUACAAUUUCGGGUGAUAAAAGCGUAUAGUGCUACACCACUCUAGAUGGUACAAAUAAAAAAAGAUACAAAGUAAGAUGAUACAAAAUAUAGUUUAUACAAACGUUAGAUGAUACAAAAGGUAGAUGAUACAAAAGGCAGAUGAUACAAAAGGUGGAUGAUACGAGAGUUAAUAAUACAAAAGUUAGAUGAUACAAAAGUUAGAUGAUACAAAAGGUUGAUGAUACUAAAGGUAAAUGAUACCAAAGUUAGAUGAUACAAAAUUUAGAUGAUACAAAAGUUAGAUGAUACAAAAGUUAGAUGAUACAAAAGUUAGAUGAUACAAAAGCUAGAUGAUACAAAACAUUAGAUGAUACCAACUGAAUCUAAUAAUGUAUGUCUUGCAGUGGUUUUGUUAGCAAGAGGUCAACGAAGCAAGACAGGCCAAGAGGCAAAUUCGACGUCCUUCUUUUCCCAACCCUGGGCGCCACAGCCGUGCUCAACGUGACGCAGUACCCAGUGCCAUUUGAAGGCACGAAAUCCAAGGGUGACAACUCAGAAGAUUAAAAGAGUUCUUUCAUAUAUGAUUUUACCAAAUGUGAUCGAAAAUAAAUGUUAAAUUUUUUUACACCCCAUCCACCUUUUUCUUUUUUUUUAAAAACGAAAUUAUUGUUAACGCGUGAUAUUUUAAUGACAAUAAUUUAGAAUUGCACUAGUAUCCGAUAUUUUUUAAGGAAUAUAUUUAUAA